Ectocarpus siliculosus is the source of this 3377-nucleotide messenger RNA. Lineage: Eukaryota; Phaeophyceae; Ectocarpales; Ectocarpaceae. The record is from the annotation of a GenBank genome assembly.
UCCUGCUGGGUGUUCCCUGGCGACGCGCAGCAGCUGUGAGGGAGAGUCAGCAGCACGGGCCAUCAUCAGCGUGCUCGAGGAGUUACUUACGCCGAAUUUAGUGGGAGGCUCUCCUCCACCUGAGCCGAUUUGACCAUGUCGACCCUCGAAAAACACAUGCUGAAAGAGCUGUUGCUCGUCUGCAGCGCGCUCGGAAGUUCAGAGGCGUCGGAGCACGGCGGUGGCGAUGGGGAACCAGCCGUUCAACAUCAGCGGUUUGUACGCGGAGAGAACUGUUUAGAGUGGCUGCAGGAUCUCCAGAGGGCGCUGCGGAGAGAUGAUGAGAACACAAGAGAGAUCUGCAUCACCCUCUCGUCGUGGCGCGUGGUGCAACACAAGCUAGUUCCUCUUAUCCUGGAGUGUAGGGACGACGCCGUGCUUGUCAAUACCCUCUUCAAGAUCUACGUCAUGCUCACAAUGCCGCUGUCCAAGCAGUCCGAAGAGGCUCUGUCAAAGCCUAUCAACCCCAAGGCGCAGGGUGAUGUUCGGGACCAGCAGAUGCGCCGGAGAGAGAACGCCAUGUCCCAGCAGGCCGCUCUGCACGCGUUCAAGCGUGCUUUCAUCUCGAAGGACGUCCUUUCGGUCGUCGUGGGAAUGCUCGAGGAACCGCUCAGCCACACUGGAGUGGCUCGUACGGACGCGGACAACUUUUCCAUCGAGUUGUGCCUGACGCUGCUGAGAAACGUCCUCAACAUACAAGACCCGACUCCCGGUAUGGCCACGUCGCUGGGUGACCACUACACCCAGAUGCACGAGCAGCUCGUGGCUCUUUUCAAGGACGCUCUGCUUUUAGACAUCCUGCUGCUCUUGGCACAGGACGUGCACGCGAGAGAGAACGCCAAGCUCAACCUCCUCCUCGUCGAGAUUUUCCACUUCAUCAUCCGGGACCAGGAGCCCGGAGCAAUUAUCGCAGUUCACCGAUUGCAGGCGCAGAGAGGGGCUUCGAAGGGAUCCGCUGGUUUGCCUUCGCCAGCUCGACAGAGCGGGGGCUCGCUCAUGAGCGUUCUGGCGAAAGAGAAGACUAAGCGGGGGCUUGGGGCUGGGCAGAUGCACAGCCGCCACGCUAGGUUUGGGGGGACGCUGCAAGUCGGAGGAGGUAAUGGGGCAAACGCAAAGAUGGUAGCCAAUCCCUUCAAGGAUCGCGUGGAUUGUGUACCUCAGGCAACCCGCAAGAAGAAGAAAAGUGCCAAGACAUUUACGGUCGACGACGUUUCAGGACACUCUUCUGGUCUGUCGGACAGCCACAAAGCAAUACUCGCCCGCGAAGCCUUGUACGAGUUCUGCUGCUCGUUCCUCAAGACGGCGUAUGACCCCUUCAUGAGAAGCAUCAAGAACGAGUUUCGCAUCGACUCGUCUCGGUUGCAACCCGAGGACAAAGGAAUGAUGUUCCGACUCAUGGCUUUCUUCAUGAGCUUUCACCACAAGCUCCACCAAGCUGCGGUAAGGGAUGCUGCUGAAGCCGGGCAAAAAGGUGUCGACCUACCCAAGUUUGAGCUGGGGCACGUCCUGGAGACGAUGGACCUCAUGUCCUUCAACUUGGUACUGCGGGAGGUUGAGACGUCCAUUACGGAGAAGAGCACAACGAGGCUUGCAGGGUGCGUGGCCGUGCUCAAGGAGAUGAUGCAUAUCGUGACGAUGCUCAACGAGUCUUCCGAGAAGGCGCACCAGCUGGUGGCGCUGGGUCUCUUGGCCAGAAUAUUCUACGCGUCGGAACCCCUCGACAAGCUCCACGACAUCGUGCGCAACUGGCAGCCUGGAAAGUACACCAAGAGCUUCCUCUGCCAUGUAGUGGAGCUUGUCCACACCACGCUCAAGACUCUGGAGUGGUACAAGAAAGAUAACCACACACACAUCGGGGGCGUCGACGUUAGCUCGACGGAUGGGCCAGACGCGAAAGGGAAUGUCGACAAGGCUGUCAAGGACCGCGUCGACUCUGCGAAGAAGUUUGAAUUUGAGCGCUACUUCCGGAGACUGGCGACCAACUCCACUGUACGCAUGUACAGCAACCUGCUGGAGCACUACGCGACCAACAGCGCCCGGACGAAUCACUACAUCCUGUCCUUCAUGAUGCGUCUGUCAAACUUCACGGGAGACGCCCCGAAGAAGCGACGAGGGGAGACCACCGAACAGGGCAGUGGUCAAGCCAGCGACAGAGUCACCUGCGAGCCUAUGCUGUACAACGUCUACACUCUUGGAGUGUUCCAGAAGGUGUUGGAUGAUCCUUUCACCCGCAAGCCUUCCUUCAAGCACCUCGUGCACUUCAUCCUGUCUGUCGUACGGCAUUUCGGCAUUCUGGCGCAGAAGAACCACUUGGUCUUCGUGGAGGCUUUCUUCCAACACCCCCAACCUCAUCCCUUCUGCGAGAGUUUGGUCAACGUCUACCAUACCGCUAGCUCCGCCCAUCCCGAGGACCAACAAUCGAGGAAGAAACGGGCCGCAACUAAAUCGUUGGAUACGGACGAAGAGAGCGGAAGCGAGGGCGAGGACUAUCAACCCGUCACAGGCAAAGCGGCAGAGGGAGAAAUUGGGGGGGGCGACGACGACCUGCCUGGAGUCGCCGAGGACGAGGAGGAAUGGGACGAGAAUGCCCCAGACGCGGCCGACGAAGAGGCGGAGGCGGGUGGAGAUGGCGAAGGAGCGGUUUCCGGCAGGAAGAAGGGGAAGAGAGACAAAGCAGGGCGGCGCCGUCGGGAGGACAAGAAAGACGCGAAAAAGGUUGCAGCUGGGGCUGCCAAGAAGCGGGCACCGCGCUGGUCGAAAAAGGAGGACGCCUUCCUGCGCGAGCAGUACCCUCUGUACGCCGGCUCCACCAGCGCGGUUGCGGUGCUCAGUGCGGCUGACGACAUGGAGGUGAAGCAACGCACAGAAGAGCAAAUAAAGGCUAGGGUGAAAAAGCUCGGUUUGUCGGCGGCAAGCGCAGCUUCACCAGGGGAAGACGGCGGCGAGAGUGCGGACGAGCCUCUCGAGGUACCAGGCACCGAGAACCGGGCGUCGAGUGGCGAGGAGGACAACGCGAUGGACGAUGUUGGGGCGGACAAACCGAUGCACGUUCGAAGGCUCGAGCGCAAGAACAAGACGGAAAGCGACGACGAUUCGGAGGGCCUCUUCAGCUCUACGGAGGAUAACGACCAAGAACAGCCUGACCGGAGCGCACAAGACGCGACUUCGCCACAAGCCCUGCCCCGAUCCAAUAAACGGGCAAUUUUGGAGGACAGCAGUAGCGAUGAGGAGUAACCCAUUGCGUUGUCUCCAAGACUACCAGGCUAGAUACAUGUAACUGUUGCCCAGGGGGGCGGUGCAAAGCAAAUCAAGAGCUGGCCGCCGCCUUGAAGUCGUUG